AUGCAUAUUUUCAGACUAAGAAAAGAAACUAUUGCUGCACAACAGUAGGAAUGGCAGUGCAGUUUAGUAAUCUAUGGUGGUAGCCAACCAGCACUGUCAAGCGUAGAGGCGGGGCAGUCUACUAGCCAGCACUCUAUGUUGUCACUUGGUUGUCUGCAAAGUUUUCUGUAGGAGGCGUGCGUACUUCGGAGAUAUAUCAUGGGGGCAGUAACUGAUGACGAAGUUAUUCGAAAACGUCUCCUCAUUGAUGGCGACGGGGCUGGAGACGACCGACGAAUUAAUGUGCUCCUCAAAAGCUUCACAAAAUGGUGCAACUCAACUGGCUCACCUGAAGAGGGAGUAAUCCAGUACCAGAGGAUGUUGGGCACCUUGUCGCAAUGUGAAUUUUCAAUGGGGAAGACUCUACUAGUGUAUGACAUGAAUCUCAAGGAAAUGGAAAAUUAUGAAAAGAUUUAUAAAGAUAUAGAGCAAAACAUAACAUCAGCCCAUGACAAAAUCACAGACUGCAAAAAGGAGAUUCAGCGGGCUAAAAGAAUACGGAAAAAUCGCCAAGAGUAUGAUGCUUUAGCAAAGGUUAUUCAGCAGCAUCCAGACCGCCACGAGACGCUGAAGCAGCUUGAAGCACUCGACAAAGAACUUCAGCAGCUUUCACAGAUUAAAGAGAAUGUUGAAGAUAAGUUGGAGCUGCGGAAGAAGCAGUUCCAUGUCCUUCUUAGUACUAUCCAGGAACUACAGCAAACACUGGAGACUGACGAAAAGUCCGAGAAUGAUGAUACCCAGGAGAGCUCGAUGGAUAACGGUGACUGAUUGCUGCUUGCCAUGGCUAAUGAUCAUGUGUUUACUGAAGUCCAUUCCCCUGCAGCCCACCCAGGCCUUUAGAAUGGGUUCCUGCUUUUAUUUCUGUUUAUUUUUAUGUGCUGUGAAAUGCAUUGUUAACAUUAAAUGUUUUGAAAAGUUUUCAAACUUUUGAA
This is a messenger RNA of Sardina pilchardus (European sardine), 971 nucleotides long. It is a transcript of the gene thoc7, whose product is annotated as THO complex 7. Gene Ontology annotation, cellular component: THO complex part of transcription export complex. The transcript is spliced from 8 exons. Bases 199 to 807 code for a protein of 202 amino acids. NCBI's taxonomy places the organism in Eukaryota, Metazoa, Chordata, Actinopteri, Clupeiformes, Clupeidae. The record is from RefSeq and is a predicted model, not a curated record. Gene Ontology annotation, biological process: mRNA export from nucleus; mRNA processing.